Entamoeba invadens IP1 is the source of this 873-nucleotide messenger RNA. RefSeq lists its product as hypothetical. Lineage: Eukaryota; Evosea; Mastigamoebida; Endamoebidae. Gene Ontology annotation, biological process: retrograde vesicle-mediated transport, Golgi to endoplasmic reticulum. Gene Ontology annotation, molecular function: protein binding. The coding region runs from base 1 to 873 and encodes 290 amino acids. Gene Ontology annotation, cellular component: membrane. The record is from RefSeq and is a predicted model, not a curated record. The transcript has 2 exons.
AUGAAAGCUGGAUUUGAAGGAGCGCCCGUCUCUUUUCUUCUCUUUGUUACGACUCUUUCCAUCUCUUUUCUGUCAUAUUUCAACUUUUUUGGAAAGGACUUUUUUAUAUCCACAACGUCAUCACGGUAUCGCCCGUGGACUGUUUUGACGACACAGUUAUGUCAAGCAUCAAUAAGUCAGACGGUGUAUUCCCUUCUCUUGAUUUACUUUUUUCGCGUACUCGAACGAAGAUGGUCCAGUCAAGUUUUUUUCAAUUAUCAUUUAGUGGUCUUCAUCACAACGACAUUAUUUUCUUUUCUUGUGGUGAGACUAUCGGGAUCUUUUUUGAGUUUGGUAUCGUCUCAUACCGUAUUUCUCAUAUACUUCUAUCUUGAGGUAUUGCCCAUUAUGAAAAUCAAUUUCACUGUCUUUAAAGUGUCUGACAACGUUUUUGUCUAUUUCUCCUAUGUGAUGAUUGUAUUAAAUAACUUCAAAAGUAGUCCAUUCUAUAUUGUUAUAGGCUUAAUCGCUUUCUUCAUCACUAGUUUUAAACCUAUUAACACUCUCUUCGUCUCAUUUUCAUCUUCGAAACUUCAGAAACUUUUUCAAUGUGUAAAUUCGUUCCAAACGCCUUUCACGUUCGUUCAAACUGACAAAACUCAGAGAAGACAACUUGAAGGCGAUUUCCUUGACGAAAUGCGCCUCGCACAACAAAACGGAAGGCAACAGACGACACCCCCUCAACAACAAAAUAUUCAACCCAAUCGAGAACAACUCAUUCAACAAGUGAUGGACUGUGGCUUCUCAAGAGAACAAGCUACAUUUGCUCUUAAUAACACAAACAACGAUAUCGAAGCGGCUCUUGCCUUUCUUCUUGACAACGCCAAUUAUUGA